Oncorhynchus nerka (sockeye salmon) is the source of this 3458-nucleotide messenger RNA. RefSeq names its product zinc finger protein 239-like. Gene Ontology annotation, biological process: regulation of gene expression. The record is from RefSeq and is a predicted model, not a curated record. Gene Ontology annotation, cellular component: nucleus. The transcript has 2 exons. Lineage: Eukaryota; Metazoa; Chordata; Actinopteri; Salmoniformes; Salmonidae. Bases 1 to 1113 code for a protein of 370 amino acids.
AUGGGGGGAAAAACCACACAAUUGUUCCCAGUGUGGAAAGCUUUUUCCCAUUUAGGGAACCUGAACAAACAUAAGCGAAUACACUCUGGAGAGAAGCCUUACCCCUGUUCCCAUUGUGGAAAGAAUUUUAGGUCUUCAGAUAACCUGAAAGCGCAUGAGAGGACACACACAGGGGAAAAACCUUACCAUUGCUCCCUUUGUGGAAAGGAUUUUACCAAGUUAAGGAACCUAAAAGAGCAUGAGAGGAAACACACAGGAGAAAAGCCUUACGAAUGCUCCCAGUGUGGAAAGAGUUUUUCUCAUAUAGGGAACCUGAACAAACAUAAGAGAGUACACUCUGGAGAGAAGCCUUACCCCUGUUCCCAUUGUGGAAAGAAUUUUAGGUCUUCCGAUAACCUGAAAGCGCAUGAAAGGACACACACAGGGGAAAAACCUUACCAUUGUGCCCUGUGUGGAAAGGAUUUUACCAAGUUAGGGAACCUAAAAGAGCACGAGAGGAAACACACAGGAGAAAAGCCUUACCACUGCUCCCAGUGUGGAGAGAGAUUUUCAAGGUCACUAUACCUUAAAACACACGAGAGGACACAUACAGGAGAAAAGCCUUACCACUGCUCCAAUUGUGGAAAGAGAUUUUCAACAUCAUCGGACCUAAAAAAGCACCAGAGGACACACACAAGGGAGAAAUCUUACCAUUGCUCUCAAUGUGGAAAUAGUUUCUUACGAUCACAUGACCUAAAAUCGCAUGAGCUGACACACACAGGGGAAAAACCACAUAGUUGCUCCCAGUGUGGAAAGUGUUUUUUGUAUUUAGGGAACCUGAACAAACAUAAGAAAAUACACUCUGGAGAGAAGCCUUACCCCUGUUCCCAUUGUGGAAAAUUCUUUAGGUCAUUAGAUAACAUGAAGGAGCAUGAGAGGACACACACGGGGGAGAAGCUUUACCAUUGCGCCCUGUGUGGAAAGAGAUAUUCACGAUCACAUGACCUAAAAUUACAUAAAAGGAAACACACAGUGGAAGAAAAUGCACAAUUGGUCCCAGUGAGGAAAGAAUCUAACGCAGUUAGAGAACCUCUUCCCAGUGAGGAAAUACAUUGUCCCGGUCACAUGACCUAAAAUCACAUCAAACCAAACUAUAUUUAUACAGCACCUUUCAGACAUGGAAUGCAACACAAUGGGCUUCACAGGAAGAAAAUGAUGGGGGGAAAAAACUGAAAUAUUUACGACUCAACAAACAUAAGAUUUUUUUUUUUUAACUAAACAUUAACAAUAAAAACGGCACAACUAAAAAGCACCCUGAGGAAAAGAAAAGCUAAAAAUGUAUUUUAAAAUCUCUUUUAGAAAUGUCCACAGUUUCAGCUCCACUCAGGUUCUCUGACAGACUAUACUAUACUAUUCCAGAGUCUGGGGGCAUAGUAACUAACAUUUACAUUUAAGUCAUUUAGCAGACGCUCUUAUCCAGAGCGACUUACAAAUAGCUGGGGGCAUAGUAACUAAAGGCUGCCUCUCCAUGCCUCUUGAUCCCCCUCAGGUUCUCUGACAGACUAUACUAUACUAUUCCAGAGGCUGGGGGCAUAGUAACUAAAGGCUGCCUCUCCAUGCCUCUUGGUCCCCCUCGGGUUCUCUGACAGACUAUACUAUACUAUUCCAGAGGCUGGGGGCAUAGUAACUAAAGGCUUCCUCUCCAUGCCUCUUGGUCCCCCUCAGGUUCUCUGACAGACUAUACUAUACUAUUCCAGAGGCUGGGGGCAUAGUAACUAAGGACUGGGGGCAUAGUGACUAAAGGCUGCCUCUCCAUGCCUCUUGAUCCCCCUCAGGUUCUCUGACAGACUAUACUAUACUAUUCCAGAGGCUGGGGGCAUAGUAACUAAAGGCUGCCUCUCCAUGCCUCUUGGUCCCCCUCAGGUUCUCUGACAGACUAUACUAUACUAUUCCAGAGGCUGGGGGCAUAGUAACUAAAGACUAGGGGCAUAGUAACUAAAGGCUGCCUCUCCAUGCCUCUUGAUCCCCCGCAGGUUCUCUGACAGACUAUACUAUACUAUUCCAGAGGCUGGGGGCAUAGUAACUAAAGGCUGCCUCUCCAUGCCUCUUGGUCCCCCUCAGGUUCUCUGACAGACUAUACUAUACUAUUCCAGAGGCUGGGGGCAUAGUAACUAAAGGCUGCCUCUCCAUGCCUCUUGGUCCCCCUCAGGUUCUCUGGCUGGCUAGUCCAGAGUCUGGGGGCAUAGUAACUAAAGGCUGCCUCUCCAUGCCUCUUGGUCCCCCUCAGGUUCUCUGACAGACUAUACUAUACUAUUCCAGAGGCUGGGGGUAUAGUAACUAAAGACUGGGGGCAUAGUAACUAAAGACUGCCUCUCCAUGCCUCCUGGUCCCCCUCAGGUUCUCUGACAGACUAUACUAUACUAUUCCAGAGGCUGGGGGCAUAGUAACUAAAGGCUGUCGGUCUCUUCAGACAGGAACUGCUUUUUUAUUAUUGAUGACUAUUGAAUGACCUCUGAAGGUACAUUUUAAAGGUAUCCCAAACAAUAAGGGGAUUUGCUGAACCUAUAUUGUACAGGAAAUAUUCAGUUAUAAUGAUUUUGUCUUAGUUAAUAAUAAAUUGUCAUCCAGUAAAUAUUGGUAUUGGAUUAAAAUGUCCAAAACGUACAUUUUAAUAAAUAAUAAAUUGUCUUCCAGUAAACUUUGAUUAAAAUGACCAACAUCCCUGUCCACAUGGAAACUCUAUAAGAAUUAUGUGUCUCCCAAUUAGAGGAUGGGCUGAUCGCAUUCUUUCAGGGGGUUUUAGACUCUAAAUAUCAAUGGGCUGAUCGCAUUCUUUCAGGGGUUUUUAGUCUCUAAAUAUCAAUGGGCUGAUCGCAUUCUUUCAGGGGUUUAUAGUCUCUAAAUAUCAAUGGGCUGAUCGCAUUCUUUCAGGGGUUUUUAGUCUCUAAAUAUCAAUGGGCUGAUCGCAUUCUUUCAGGGGUUUUUUAGUCUCUAAAUAUCAAUGGGCUGAUCGCAUUCUUUCAGGGGUUUUUAGUCUCUAAAUAUCAAUGGGCUGAUCGCAUUCUUUCAGGGGUUUUUAGUCUCUAAAUAUCAAUGGGCUGAUCGCAUUCUUUCAGGGGUUUUUAGUCUCUAAAUAUCAAUGGGCUGAUCGCAUUCUUUCAGGGGUUUUUAGUCUCUAAAUAUCAAUGGGCUGAUCGCAUUCUAUCAGGGGUUUAUAGUCUCUAAAUAUCAAUGGGCUGAUCGCAUUCUUUCAGGGGUUUAUAGUCUCUAAAUAUCAAUGGGCUGAUCGCAUUCUUUCAGGGGUUUAUAGUCUCUAAAUAUCAAUGGGCUGAUCGCAUUCUUUCAGGGGUUUAUAGUCUCUAAAUAUCAAUGGGCUGAUCGCAUUCUUUCAGGGGUUUUUAGUCUCUAAAUAUCAAUGGGCUGAUCGCAUUCUUUCAGGGGUUUUUAGUCUCUAAAUAUCAAUGGGCUGAUCGCAUUCU